Molecule: messenger RNA, 9377 nt
Organism: Bombus terrestris (buff-tailed bumblebee)
Lineage: Eukaryota; Metazoa; Arthropoda; Insecta; Hymenoptera; Apidae
Gene: rin
Product: ras GTPase-activating protein-binding protein 2
Exons: 11
Coding region: 344-2206 (620 amino acids)
Cellular component (GO): cytosol; ribonucleoprotein complex
Molecular function (GO): mRNA binding
Source: RefSeq, a predicted model, not a curated record
AAAACCCGCACAGCACGAGUAAGGUCUUGGCUUCUGUAAGAGAGUCGUUUAUCUUUAUACGACCGGUGCUUCUGUGCAGGUUCCGCUGCAUGUGCUGACAUCAAGGUGCUUGGAGGACUCAUACAUUGAACUGUUUUUAUAAUUAACAUUAUUGUGAACUGUUGUUGCUCGUAGAAACUUUCUGUUUUCGUCGCAGCAUCUCGUUUUGCCGGGAAAAGCAGUGAAUUGUGUCACGCAUAAGUGGUUCCAUUGGGCAUCUAAAGCUUCCAAUUUUCAUAAUUACCACGUAAAAUUUCUGUUGCUAUUUAAGCAAAGUAUUAUUUCAGACGUUAGGGAUAAGAAAAUGGUCAUGGAGGCAUCCCCUUCUCCGCAGAAUGUCGGUCGUGAAUUUGUCCGACAAUAUUAUACUUUACUUAAUCAAGCUCCUGCACAUCUUCAUAGAUUCUAUAAUCAACAUUCAUCCUUCGUGCAUGGAGGAUUAGAUUCCAAUCGAGAAUCAACUCCUGCAAUUGGUCAAAAGCAAAUACAUCAAAAAAUUCAACAACUAAAUUUCCGAGACUGUCAUGCCAAAAUAAGCCAAGUUGAUUCACAGCUUACUCUUGAAAAUGGUGUUGUCGUGCAAGUAUCAGGAGAACUAUCUAAUGCUGGACAACCAAUGCGUCGUUUUACACAAACAUUUGUGUUAGCCAUACAAGCACCAAAAACAUAUUAUGUACAUAAUGACAUAUUUCGUUACCAAGAUUUGAUCUUUCCUGAUGAAGAAGAAACAGAUGUGGGUGGUGUAGAAGGAGGUGUAGGUGAGCCUGGAGAAAGGGAAGGGGAGGAGGGAGUGCGUUCCGAACCAGAGGAAGAUGAACAUCAAAAUCGUGGACAGCAGCUUUCAACACCAGCUACAUCUACUGAACCUCAAGUUCAACCUCCGCUUAUUCCCGCACAACAACCCGUGCUUCAACAACAGCAACAAAUAUACUAUGCACCACCGCCACAACAGACUCAUGUACAUCCUGUAAUGCAACAGGUAUUAAAUGGUUCGGUUCAUGAAGAAGCACCAUUAAUAAAUCAACAACCACCACCACCACCACAACAACAACAACAACAACAGCAGCCACAACAACAACCACCUCCACCACCAGCACAGCAGCACCAAUAUAUAACAGAACCUACGUCACAAACACAAUUUGUACAAGAAGCGGAACUGGAUCCUGCAGCCGAACAACAACAACAACAACAAACAGAAAAUGAGCCACAAGCUCAAUCAAAUGAAAGUCGUGAACAACCUGAUGCUGAAACAUUUACCGCUUCUGUACAAGAAUCCGAACCAGAACAUCAAGUGGCAAAUACAAGUGUGACUAGUAGCGGGCCGAAAACAUACGCUAAUCUUGUGAAAUCAUUCCCCAGUACUACUGGCGCUACUAGUCCUCAAGCUCCUAAAUUGUCUAUGUCACCGCCCCCAAUGACGAACUUGCGUUUAGACGAUAGAUCGCCACUACAUCCAACUAGUAGUGGACCUGCACUGUCUAUAACACCUAGCGUUUCUACGCCUCAACAACAGACUCAUAGAGUUAGUAACCAACAGCCACAACAGCAACAACAUCAGCAGCAGCGAGCUCCGAGAGGAGGAGCAGUACAACGAGAUGGCGAUCGUCGUGGUACAAGACAAAGUCAAUAUAGCGAUGCCCACCAACUAUUCCUUGGGAAUUUACCGCACAAUGCAUCAGAAGAUGAUUUACGUCAAUUGUUUGAAUCUUAUGGUAGAGUAGUAGAGUUGCGUAUACACAGUAAAUCAAAUGAUAGAUGCAAGGGGCCGCAGGGAAAUAACACGGGAAAAGUGCCUAAUUAUGGAUUCAUCACUUUCGAAGAUCAACAAGUCGUUAGCAAAGUGUUACAGAAUUUGCCGAUUUAUUAUCCUGCUGAAAAUGGACAAAAGCUAAAUGUGGAAGAAAAGAAGGUUAAGCCAAGAACGAUGGAAGGUAGCGGUGGUCGAUUGAAUUCUAAUGAUGGCAAUAUGAGAGCGAUGGGAGGACAACAGCAACAACAGCAACAGCAACGAGGCCCAGGUGGGCCUGGAGGUAUGAUGAGAGGUGGACAACAUGGUACGAGAGGUGGACGUGGAGGAUUUUCACGAGGUGGUGAUGGUGGAAGGGGUGGUGGUGGUAUGCGACAGUCUGGUAAUCCCAACAAUCUAAGUUAUCAAAAUCGCCGCUAAUACUUCAAGCAACAUUGAAGGGGCACUCCCCAGUUUCUUUCUUCUUGAACAAGUCAUCGGUAUAUAAUUACCAUCCUCAUUUUUGAACACAAAAUCCAGGACUAUCUCGUAUGCCACACAACGUGAUUAAAGGCGCUAUUCUUUUACGCUUAAACAUCGCUUGCACCGUUUGUCAAGCAACAACUAUAGAUGACGCAGCUCAAACUGUAUGGAAUACGAACUCGAGUAGGAUAAUCGGAUUAUCGCAUUUAAGCUAAGUUUAUCGUAUUCGUGGAUAAGGAAUAAUGAUUUAGUAAAAUAAUUCAUUAAACGUUCAACUUAGUUCGUUGAAUAUUUGAUGAAAUAAAUACUACGAGUUCGUUCUUCAUACAUCGACGUCAGGCAAUUUACAAGACUUUACGAUGAAAACAGAACUGCAUUCAUUUGCAUAUGUACGUAUAACAGAGCGACGCGUGAUAUCCUCUCCAGAAAUAUGGGUGUAUUUUGUCUCCUGAUACGUAGCCCACGUUUCUUAGAAGCCAACAUCCAAGAAACAAAAUUGUUGCCAAUUUUUGUGAUAGAAUGACAGAAGAAAACUCGAACCAAGUUCUUUCGUGUUCUUCGCAGCACGUGUGCGAUAUAUUAAAGCAAGUAACAGUGUUAGAAGUAUACAUCAUACAGAUCAUACACACAUACAGAUACAUGUCAAACUAGUAUUCGGUAACAUACCUUUUGUUUUCCUUUGGAUGAAUAUCAUGAAAGUUAUACGUCGCUCUUUUAGUUUUCUUCGUUUGCCAAUCGCAUUAAGGAGACAUAAGCGGUGCGAAUUCCGCUGUCGUAUAAAUAAGUCACGAGCCAAACUAAACGAAAUUAAAACGAGAGGAUACGAAUCAUUUUAACUAUGGAAUAUCACCGUACACUUCAUAUGCUCUCGAGUUAAUUUACUUGACUGCCGAUGUAACGUUCCAUCUACAUAUAGAAAGUCGGCAAUAAUGUUUAUAGGUGUAGUUGGUCGGUGUUGGUUAACGAGUAGAGAACUGCGGCUGUUCUGUGGUCGCAUAUAAAAAGACACAGUCGAUUUUUUCACAAAACAUGGCCAACUAUCAAUCGACCGGUAUCGGUUGAUAGUGGCGCAGUACCUUUAGACUGCAGCUGGUCUCGCCGUUUCCUAAUUCAUGCGCGUGUCGCUUAUGCUCUAUUUUGUUCCAACCUGCUAAUUUUUUGUUCAAUUUCCUUUUUCUAUUCCUCGCGUAUCUUUUCGUAUUAGCCUUUUGUCUUUUCUUCUUAUGUUCGUCUUCGUCUCUUUCUUAUUUUCUCUUUACUCUUUUUAUCGGUCUUUUGUUUCUCGUCUUCUUUCAUACAAAGUCAUACACAAAGAGGGCAAUGCUAUUUCAAAAUUAUAAUUUUAUAGUUGAUACAACAAACUAAUUGAGAAUUGUCUAACAUCUGUUAGUUUGAUAGUCUCUGGUGAUCGCAGAACUCGCAGUGCGCUGCUAAAAUAAAGAGACCUAGUACCGUUAUAACAACACAAAAUUUUAGCUUGACUUUGUGCAAAACCUCGUAAGAUUAACAAUGUAUAUUGAUGAAAGAAUAUUCCCCUGCUUACUAACGUAAUUAGCGUUAUUCUUGUAAUUAUUAUACAUACAUAAAUAGAAAUUUUUCAAAGUUCGAUCAAGAGUGAUAAAUGUUCGUACGAAGAUUUUAUAAACUUCUUUAACCUGGCUCUUUUCUUCGAUAAUUAGAUAAUCCAUAUCAAUAAUUAGAUCGAAAAGUAGGCAUAUGAAUAUUCAUUUUUGAAGAUUUUGUCAGCUCUCUGGCGCUAAGGUACACUUUUAAAUGUUUUUCAAUCUACACGUUAUCUUACGAACGAAUAGUUUUACCAGCAUGAAGUAAUAACAGCGAUUUAGGGAAAUUAGAUGGUCGAUCUAACUUAUCCUUUAUAUGGAGAAGAUAAAUUCAGCACGUGCACUUAUUCUAUAUCACCGGAUGGAAUUGAGGAAUAUUUUGAUUCCUGUAUCUUCAUAAGUACCCUAAUGUGUAGAUAGUAUUUUCCUAUCUGUAUUUUCGACACGUGUCCGUAUAAAGGUGCUAGGGCAGAUAAAACAGAGGAGAGAAAGAGAGCGAGAGGAUGAGAGAGAGAGAGAGAGAGAGAGAGAGAGAGAGAGAGAGAGCUAGAGCGAACGAGAGAGAAUUGUGUUUAUUAGAAAAAAAAAGCAUCAGAAAUAUUUUCGAAUUUCUAGAAACAGUUUGCAAAAUGAGUCCUGCGAUUAUUAGAGACAGGGCAAUAUAUUUUUUCUGGCCUAUUCGUCACGUGUGUUUUUUUUUUCCUUUUUUCAAACCAGGAGAUAUUGUUCUUUUGUUUCUGUAAAUUGUGAUCGUGUUAAAAAUCAUCGGAUAAUCAGAAGAAAAUUAUCAAGCCAACAUUGAAACAAUAUAGAAGAAUCGUAAGUGCAAAGUAAAAAGUAAUACAAUACUACCAUCGUCCUGAAACAGUGGUAGCGCAUAUAGUAAUUUAUGUGCCAUCUCGUACGUAUACACCUCGCCCUAACCCAAGUGCACAGAUGAAAAUACAGGAGACGAACAGAAAUUAAACUGUUUUUUUAAUAGUGCUGAGAAAUACAGAGGUGGUAACAAUAUGUUGAUGGUGAUAAAUUAACUGAAUGUUGAAAUUUGCCAGAAAUUACAAAGUGCACGGCGACUAAACCACAAAAUGCUACAAUAUUAAGGCUGAAAACAUGUGAGAAGUAAUUAUUUACUUUCUUAUUGAUCCAUUAAAUUGUUACGUAGUCUACAUUAAACAACCGCAAUAGUUUGUAAUCGAAUGCGUUACAAUUGCUAUGUCCGAGAUAUAGCAGAAUCAUCGGCGAUCGACUUCAUUCAUUCUACUAUCUUUACAAAUUUUCCUGUAAUGUACAUGUAAUCUUAGUUAAGCAUAGCUUCAUACGGUGGAAUGAUUUUUCUGUAAUAAAAUUCGAUGUUUGUAAAACGUUGCUUUUGUAUUAUAUCACGAUGAUGCUGCUUUGUCUCGGUCAUGGAUAAAGAGGUAAUUUCGCGUAAUCAGUUGGCUGCAUUGUUCGUUACGUCGACAAAUUAGAAUAUUUGCAAAGCAUGCUCGUAAUUGUCCAGUCAUCCGUAAAAGAACUUUAUCAUUAAAAAGGAUCAUUGUAAAAUAGCGAAUUGCUUAUUUCAUUUGAAGUACCGAUAUGCCUUUUAUAUCUGCGUAUGAUGAUAUUUUCAAUUGUACAAAUAAUAAUAUAUAAAAUUUUAUAUGUCCAAACAAUCACGCUACUAACUCUAUGCAUCGAAUAAGUUGAUUAAUUUAUUCCUUCUUAAAUCGUAAGGUUAAAAUACAAUAACGAAUUUUUAUGGCUAGGUAUUUUAACGAGCUUCUUCUUUAGCCUCGACGAGUAGAAUGUAGCACUUUGAUCUUUGCUCUUAUUUCAAUUUUCAAUAUGUAUAUACAGUCUUUAGGUAAGUUCAUUUGUACCGUUCAGUAUAUAUAUAUAUAUAUAUAUACAUCAGUGUGCAUCUCACGUAUAAACGCAUUGAAAACAAAGUGUUCAGAGGCCACGUGCAUGCGAGAUCACCUCUUUAUACCUGAACGAAAGCUCUGCAAAUUUUUAGUGUGAAUGUUUUCGUUUUUAAGUGAUUAUUAAUAAUAAUAAUAAUAAUUAAUAAUAAUAAUAAUAAUAAUAAUAAUAAUAAUAAUUAAUAAAAAAAGAUAAAUAUAAUGAACGAAGAAAGGAAUAUGAAGAAACACAAAUAAUUAUAACAUUAUAAUAAUUAGAGGAUGGCGAAUAAGUUGUGAAUUUUUGUAGUAUACAUUUUUAUUUCGGUCUAUUAGGCCAGUUUGUGUGUACAACCAUGGUCAACGUUACUACGACAAAAGGAAAGAAAUAAUGUUAAAGGAAAAUGAAAAAAAAAAACAAACAUCAAAUAUAUUGUAACUUUUUGCAUUUAGUAUAAUAUACCUACCUUACUACCAACUCCUGUUAGUAUCGCUUUAUUUAUCGGAAUAUUUCACCAUUUCUUUAUCAACAAAAUGUUCGAGCUGCACGCUUCAAGAAUCGAUUAUCUGCGGUAAUAACGUUUAAUAAAUGUUAUUAUUUGCAGUCGUUUACGAUGGUACAUUAAUUUAUUUAAGUAAAUUCCGAAUAUUUGUUUGAGCGUUGUUUAUCCUCUUAAUACUCAAUUUCCAUCAGUAACAUUCGACUAUUUAUUGACUUUUUCUCAAUGAAAAACGCAACAAUCGGAUCUAAAAGGGAAACUAUUUCGGCCUUUUCGUUUGCGGCGAUACAUUGGGGGACUUGCUUGAAUGUAAAUAACAAGGCAAACACGAACAUUUUUGGGACAACUGGAACAAACGCGUUACGAUCAAAAGAAAAAUAUUUCAUGUUCUUUUCAAAGACCAAAUAUUUUCUCGUCUAAUUUUAUCUCCGAAGCACGAUGAAUUAUUUGAUCCUUCCUGUCAUAAUUACUUCAAGUAAAAAUGAUAUCUUCAUUGAAAUCGGAAUUCUUACAAGAUGUUUCGUUUCGUGCAAACAAAUAAAUAUCUUUCCGAAAGUCCCACUACGCGUCUUAGUAUAUGUCGUAAUAUAUAUGUAAAUUUCACUACUUCAAUUAAAGGGUUAAAUUGAUUUACUCUCGUUCCUAUAUGAACAUUAGAUACAGUAGACGUUCAUUUGCGAUCAUUUGAUACAGUUCCUCAUGACCUGAUUACUCGAACAUCAAACAGCGGCGUAACGUAGUUCGAAGUAUAAAAAUAUACACACGUAAAAAUUAGCGGACAAACAGUUUCAUUUUAUCGAAACUGCUGUAAAAACAUCGCGACGAUCCGACGAGGUAUACUCGACAAAUUGAUUUUACUUUUUAAUUGCACGUAGGCGGAUGAACUCUAAUUCUAUGAGAUACAGAAUAUCGAGCGAGGCGUUUCUAUGGAUAUUUCAAAUUACAGCGGUUUUACGUCACACGCUAAAUAUUUUGCAUUAUAAAAAAUUCACCGAAUUAUGAACAUUUUGGUGAUGGUAGAUUUUAGACAAGUUCAGUACGCGUGGUUACGUACACACGAUUCGACAUGACGUUUAUUGCAAGGUCUUUUUCCUACUCUCUUUACAAAAUUCAUAUUGUUAGGUGAAUAUCUCAAAAUUAUGGCUAACACGUUAUUUUGGGACAAGUUAUUUGACGAGCUAUUUUAUGACAUAAUCGGUAAGAGAUAAAAACGAGCAUAGUCGAUAUUAUCGGAAAAGUUUUGGUCAUUGUGAAAGUGCAUGUGUUAAUGCCGGAGGACACUUGCUCGUGCCAUUAAGCUUAUUCUGUUGGCGUUUUGUUAAAUCGUCGCAAUUUCUAAAUCGUUCGACACGGUUGAGCGACUCUAUGAUUAUUUUAUAAUCUUUGCGAUAGUCACUCGAAUCGAGACGAAUUUUUGCGGGUAAUUAGAGCACAUCUACCGCUUAAAUCCCUGCUUAACGUAACUGACACGAUGCGAUUUAGAUAAUUCCACGUAUGUGUAUGUCACAGAACAAACAUGUGAACAGAACAAAUAAGUGCGAAAUACUCUUCACGGUCAUACGAGUGACGAGUAUGGUCGCUCAGAAAAGUAACUUUCAUGUACACUUUAAGAUUGCUUAAAAAUUUCAUUAUUAUAAUCGUAAUAGUUGCCACCUGUUAACGAUACGUUUCGAACAGUUUCGUGCAGUACGUUCGCAACUGUAACGAUAUAGUUAAAAAUUUUCUUAUAAAUAAGCGUCGGAAUACUUUCGCGAGUCGUUGAACAAAAAGUUACAAGAUGUUCACCACAAAUAUGAUGCGAUUACGAACAAAAGUGUUGGCACAUUCCUUAGAACCGAAUAAUUUUUUUAAGGUUAGACCAUACGACUUUUUUGACGAGUUAGGAAUAAUCUCGUAAUGAACGAGAUGAUGCGAAAGAAAUUUUUUGAAAAAAUUGCAGACGAUCAGAAUCGCGGGGAAAAUAGUAAAAAUCACUUCUUACAAGUUUCUUAUCUGAGACUGUAACGAAGGUUUAAAAACUGAGAUAAGUAAGCUUUGUAGAUCUAUGUUAGUUAUAUAUGUACUAACGACUUUAUCGAAACCGGUCAACGUUGCUAUAAGCUACAGACGGAUAAAAACGAUGAAAUUUGCUGUUUCCUACGAUUUUCGGCCUGUAACUAAUAAAUCCAUAUUCUUGUUCAUCUUUUAACGCCUAUUACUCGUUUCUACAUCGACCGAUUUCGACGAAAUUUUUAGCAUACGUACAGCUGGCAUAACUCCUCAAAAUAUGUUGUUUAAAUUAUGCUUACAAACCUAAAUAAAGAUGCGUAGAAAGCUGCAACUUUCCUAAAAUUUUUGUUACCCGUCACCCAGUAAAUUAGUCCCAACUUUUCAGAAGAAAACAAAAUUCAGUUACUUUGGUCGAAUUUAAAAAAAGUUUUUCUACCUUAGAGAGUGUGCCAAUACCUUAGUUCGUGACUAUGUAGCUAACAAAAAAUUGGUGUAUGGAGUAAACAGGCACCUUAAACAUGUAAUAAUUGUUAAAGAUUAAUUUCGAAAUCUACCGGCAUAAUCGUAACAGCUUCGUCUGGCCACGAUGUUAAUAAAGCAAAUAAAAAAUAAAGCAAACGCGUGACGCAUCCGUAUCGAACGUAAAGAGUUUCUACAAGGAUCGGAAUAUUUUUACGAGCCGCCGCAUGCUGCUACAUAAAGGCUCGAUGGAACCGAGCAGAACAUGAAUCGAACGUUAUCCGGUUGAAGAUUAUUCGAAAAAGAAACUUCGAGGCCUGCCGGUUACGUAUGUACGGGACAUUACGUUGCGUAAUUGUCCGGGUAGGAGGGACUCGGUUCCACAGCGAGAAGAGGAACGAGAAGCAGUGCAUAUGGCAGAAAGAUCAAACGGGGGUGUCGGAAGAAAGAAAAACGAUGAGGUCAUCUCUGGUUGUUUGGCGUGAGUCCGCGAGCUCGGAUAGUCUCUGCUGGUCGUUCCUCCGCGCACUGCCCGCAGUCAGUACCGGUCCAGCGAUCGAUUUGGAGGGCUCUUUUGAACGUUCCCGAAAACGGCCGGAGAAAGGACAGAAAGGUAACGCCGGCAACAAGGGAAAGGAACGAUUCGAGAGAUCGCAAUGCGGACGAAACUGCAGUUCCUUUUAUUUGCGUUGCUGUUAGUGUCCCUUUUGGCGGACGUCUCAGCCCAACAAGUAAG